CAUCAGCAACAACAACAACAGCAGGCCAUUCAGCAAGCUCAGCAUCAACAGCAAUUGCAUCUGCACCAAUUGCAACAUCACCCGCUUCAACCAACUCUGUACAGCCACAACAACCAGCAACAGCAGCAACAAUAUGUGUUACUACACCAAGCUACUACUGUGGUUGUGCAGCAGGUCUUGCAGCAACUGUUGGUAGGUGGCAUAAUGCAGCAGAGCCACCAAGGGCAACAGAUGGGGGUUCACCAACGGCAGCAACAUAUCAUCAUGCAGCCACACAACAACAGCCUUCACAACAACUUUGUUCAACAGCCUUCACAACAAGAAAUUAUUGCCUCUCUGAGAGGCAACAAAUUGAGGCAAGAGGCAAUUGAGAGGCAAGAGGCAACAGAGGCAAAUCAGUCAGGGGCUGAGGGCACUAUGAUCACUCGUCCUCAGUCUCUCGUUGAGCGUAGACAGGAGCCCACGCCCCACACUCUUCGGGGCAUAGACCCUUCUGAAGGCUCGCGUCCCGUGGGGCUCCCGAGGGUACGGCAUCCAGCGCCUGGGAGCGUUACGCGUACGCCCGAAAAAAUCACCGUCGGCGGGACCAUCCACUUCUGUGGUGAUCUUCAUCUUGACUUUCGCCAGGAGCAGGAGCAGCCACCCUCUGGAGCAACAGCCCUCCAGGGAGCAGAGGAUCAGCUCCCCACCACCCCAUCAAGGAGCUGCACCCCGAGGGGCAUUUCCUCCCGUCAUAUUGGCACUCUAGUUCCCUCCAUAUCACCUGCCCCGCCCCCCAGUCCCAGUUACACUCCCUCGCUCCUACGUCCCAUUUUCACUCCCCCCCCACCCCCGGCCCAUUUCCACGCAUCCCCGUCCCAUUGGCUCCCGAGGGUACGGCAUCCAGCGCCUGGGAGCGUUACGCGUACGCCCGAAAAAAUCACCGUCGGCGGGACCAUCCACGUCUGUGGUGAUCUUCAUCUUGACUUUCGGUGA
Molecule: messenger RNA, 975 nt
Organism: Hyalella azteca
Lineage: Eukaryota; Metazoa; Arthropoda; Malacostraca; Amphipoda; Hyalellidae
Product: histone-lysine N-methyltransferase SETD1B-like
Exons: 4
Coding region: 205-975 (256 amino acids)
Source: RefSeq, a predicted model, not a curated record